Sitophilus oryzae (rice weevil) is the source of this 1147-nucleotide messenger RNA. Its product is annotated as retinol dehydrogenase 13-like. NCBI's taxonomy places the organism in Eukaryota, Metazoa, Arthropoda, Insecta, Coleoptera, Curculionidae. The record is from RefSeq and is a predicted model, not a curated record. The transcript has 6 exons. Bases 48 to 1121 code for a protein of 357 amino acids.
CUACCUAUACUUGCUAAUUUUCUUCUAUUUUGACACUUAUUUGAAAUAUGUACGAUAUUUUUACUGAUGAUUUUGAAACUUUUAUUAAUAGUUGGUGGCCAUAUAUUCUCUCUAUAUGCAUCAGUAUUAUUUAUGCAAUAAGGUUCUACGUUGGUGGUGUUGAUUGCGUUAGCAGAAAUAGAAUUGAUGAUAAAAUAAUUAUUAUUACAGGCAGUACUAGCGGUAUAGGAUUAGAAACAGCAAAAGAUCUUAUAUCUCGAGGUGGACAUGUUAUUCUUGCUGUAAGAAAUAUCGAUAAAGCUAAUAAAAUAUUCGAGGGAAUCAAGAAGAAAAAUGAAAAAUUUAAAAUAUCUGUAAUACAACUUGACAUAUCUGAUUUUUUUAGUAUACAAAGCUUUGCGAAACGCAUUAUAGAAGAGUACGAAAAAAUCGAUGUUUUAAUCAAUAAUGCUGCAGUUAUAUUUCAACCGUUUCAAAAGACAGCUGAAGGAAAUGAAUUAACUCUUGUUACCAAUUAUUUAGGUCCAUUUUUACUAACCCAUCUUCUACUGCCUCUUUUAAACAAAUCCACUAAUGGAAGAAUCAUUAAUGUUUCUGCUGUAGCACACUUUACAGGGAAAUUAAAACUGGAUAAUUUGAAUAUGGAAAAGAAUUUUAACGAAAAAGACGCAUUUGCGCAAAGCAAAUUAGCUCUGACUAUCUUUACUAGAUAUUUAGCCUCAUUGCUAAGCAAAACAAAAAUAACCUGUAAUUCUGUCUGUCCCGGCCUGGUAAGAGGAACAGGACAUUUAAGAAAUAUAUUUCUAAAUGGAAACAAAUGGUCUAAAAUAUAUUUAUGGCCUUGGAUAUGGCUAUUUUUGAAAACACCCAAACAAGGAAGUCAAAAUAUUGUCUAUCUUGCUGUCGAACCUAGCCUAUCUGAUAUAACAGGAUGUUAUUUUAGUGAUUGUGAAAUUAAAAACCCCGCAGAAAAUGUCAAAGACGUUAAAUUAGCCCAGGCAUUAUACAGUAGGUCUUGCUCUAUAGUAAACAUCAAUGGCAAGAAGUUAAUUGACUCACUGAUAUGCCCUGAGAAAUCUAACAACAAUCAUGACUUAGGUGAUGGUGAUAAUGAUUUCUAAACUCCCAAAAUAUUGAAACAGAAUCU